AGCAUGCUCUGGUUUUUUAAGGGGUUUGGGAGAAACACGAAGUGAACGGGUUCACCCCUGCUGUCGCCUGCUGGGUCUCAUUUCAGCCUGGGGUUUGGGGAGGGAUAUGCAAAUGCAGGCGUCCCCCUCAGAGCUCACGCGGCCCACUGUUGACAGAGGCAUCAGAGCAGCGCAGCGCAGACUCCUGUUCAGUCUCUGGCUUCUGCUUCUGCUGCUGUCUGUCUGUCCAUCUGUCUGUCUGAGUGCUGAAGUGGGCAGGAUAAUGCCAGAACAGCAGAUGUUUCGACUGCAGCGCCGUUUGCCCGCCAACAACUGAAUCAGUGCUCAGAAAAGCCUUGUGGGACUCAGCAAGGAAAACAAGCAACACUUCACAACCUCCGGACUCUAAAACCCAGCUGACUUGGCUUGACUUUUUCUUUUUUUUUCUUCUGCUUAUCCUCCUCAGCUUUUGCUUUCUAUUCUGCUCCACUUUAUGGCUUUUUCUGUUGGUGUUUUGUACUCUGCUGCUUAAAGAUGAGGCGGAUUUUCACAUUUGGGGGUCUUCUGUUGGUCACACUGCUAUUGACUUCAGCUGAUGCCAAAGGAACUUUCUAUGGAAGUCCAUAUAGAUACAAUCUACACAAGUCUGGAAGCGUCCCGCAGCACAACCCUGGAAAACCAAUGGGGCAUCAUAAGAACUACUGUGCAUAUGUUGUCCAGAAGAAUGUCACCUGUGUAAUGCAAGACGGAGUGGCCACAUAUGUCAAACCAGAGUACACUACCAAGUGCAUAUGGGGACAGAAAUGCCCUGUGCUCAUGUAUCGCACAGUCUUUAAACCACAGUACAAAAUCGGCCAUAAAACCAUCACUGAGCUGGAAUGGCGCUGCUGUCCGGGUUUCACUGGAGAGAGCUGUGCUGAAGGGCCGAGCUCGGACCCGGACGGCAUGAUGCCACCCUUCAAGGGCUCUUUCCCCCGGCCUGGAUUGAAGGGUUUCCCCAGGGGUCAUCCUAGAGUCCCUGAGCCCGCAGGAUAUCCCGACCACAAGCCCUUCCCUGGUGGAUUCAUUCCAGCAGAAACCCCAAGAAGUGGCUAUGGUCCAAAGACAGGAGUCACCGGUGAGCGUUUGGACCGCAUUGAAGAAACCCUGCGCAGACUCUCUCAGGAUCUGGAUAGCUUGAACGGGCUGGUGACUGGCAUGGAAGAUCGCCUGCGUGUGUCUCUUCGCGAGGACACCAAGAAGAUGCUGACCUCUCUGCUGGGUGGUGUCCCGCGGCUGCUGGACACAUCUGUGGGCUUCGGGCUGAUCCCAGAGGGCACACCCAAUGGCUUAGAUGGGGAUGAGAACCUACCGGGUUUCGGGGAGCUGGUGGGACGAGUAAUGGAGGUCAAAGACGAGCUGAAGGCGAAGAGCCACAUGUUGGAUGAGAUCCGAGGAAUGGUGAUGGGACACGAUGGCCACCUGAAGAGGCUGAUAGACACGGCCACAGGGAGGCCCGUCCCGGGAGAGCAGAGGCAUCUGGAGGAGCUUCUGGACUCUAAACUGUCCGUCGUGAGAGCGGAUGUGCUGGACGGCUUUGAGAGGAGACUGACGGGUCUGGAGACUCACUGUGAUGAUAGAAUCAGACAGGUGCAGCAGCAGUGUCAUAACGAACACCUUACUGGUCAAGAGCAAAUCCAGCUCUCACUGGAUGGCCACGAGACGGGCUUGAGGAAGGAGCUGGGAGAGCUGCAGGCACAGAUCCAGGGUCUGACGGUGACUGAGAACUGUUGCGACCAGAUAAACAGCCAUAGCCGGAGGAUGCUCCUGCUGGAGGACACAGUAAAGAGCCUGACCAAGACCCAGAGGCAGCUGCAGGUGGACCUGACGGACCAGACGCUCAACAUCCAGACUUUGCUGGACACCCGGCUGCUGGACAUGGAGGCCAGGAUUAACUCCUCUGAUCUUGAUCUGGACGGGCAAGGCUUCAGCUCUCUAGAUGGCUUCAGGACUGUCCUGGACGAUAAGCUAAAGACACUGGAAAGACGUCUGUUUGUAGCCGUGGAGGAACUGAGCAAUGCCACCGCACCGGCGCUGCUUGAGGGACAAGUAGUGCCCGCACUAGAAACAGAAAUAGACAGUGUUCGGAGAAGAGUGGAGGCGGAUCUGGAUGGGAUGCAGAAGCAGAUGUCUGUGCUUGAGCUCCUCUGCACCUCUGCCUGCUCCCCUGCCUCAGGCCCAGACACGGCCCUCAUCCAAACCGAUGUCUGCAAGGACACGGAGAAGAAGAUGACGGACCGUCUAAAUGAGCACUCAAGCAAACUGGACCAUCUCAACAGAACCCUACAGGGCCUCCUAACACAGCUGUCCCAGGAGGACACUGAGGGCUCCAUCCAGGGCGAGAUUACACUUCUGAAGAUCAACGUCAACUCAGUUAACCGCACUUUAAAGGGGCUGCGUGAUUCGGUCAGUCUGUUUGCUCGGGAGGUUGGACAGGUGAACUCUACCUGGAGGGAGCGGGAGAGCCGGCUGGAGACGCAGGUCCAGGGUAUUUCAGAUUUGGUGGAGCGGCAGGCAUCUGUGCUGGGGUCCGGGGAGCGCCGGCUGGUUCAGCUGAAGGCAGAGCUCCAGGGCUUGCGGAGACGGUUAGCCGGGGAGCUGCAGGGCUGUCGCUCCACUACACAAGGUAUUCAGAAAGAGGUGCUAGGGGUGGAGAGCCGGAUCUCCCAGGUGGAGGGACAGUGCGGAGGAUUGGGCGAGCUUGCAGACGACCUGGAGAGAAUCCGCAGUGAGCUGGAGAGACAUUCGGACAGCUUCCUGCAGCAGGUCAGCGGGACACUGGAGAGCCACUCGGAGCAGCUGGUGCAGCUGAAGGAUGGCCUGAGAGACUGCAUGAGCAAAACGGACUCCGCAAUAGAGCGGGGCGACGGUCAGUAGACCCUAGGGAAGCCAGAGGGCCUGAGGUUGCACAAAUCUGCAAAAUGUUGUGCCCUCAAUUGGGCAUUUUGUCUUCUACUUAUUUUGUUUAAGCCUCUAUAGUGAUUUAAAGGGAUAGUUCACAUGAAACUGAGCAUCAUCAUUUAUGCAUCCUUCACUUUUUCCAAACCUGUUUGAGAUUCUUUCCUCUGAUGUACGGUAACGCAGAUAUCCUGAAGAAUUCUGGAAACCACUGACUUCCAUAGUAUCUAUUUUUUUCUACUAUGGAAGUCAAUGCUUUCUUUAAACUAGCUUGUUUUGUGUUUCAUCAGAAAAAGAAACUUGUUAAGGUUUAAAAACUUGAGGGUGAGUAAAUUGUGAAUUCAUUUUUGAGUGAACUGUCCCUUUAACUGAGUUUUGUUAACUUAUACGAUGAAAGUGUGACUAUUAUUUAGUGUAUUUGACGAGUUGUUAAAGGGAAAGUCCACUCAAAAGUGAAGACUUAAUCAUCAUUGACAUUAUUUAGGGGCCAUUUAGACUGAGCAUGUCCUUCCAUUGUAAUGUAUUACUUUUGCCUUGUUUUUCUAUGCAAAUGCGCACUGUGUCAAGUUAAAUGAAUUUCAGUUUUUAAAUAAUGCCUCGCACAUUAAUGUCAGUUCCAUAGCAGUAGACCAAUCAGAAGAACUCAGAGACGGACAAGUAAUUUGAGCUUAAGUUUAUAGUUGCAGGUUGGCAUGACAGCUGUUUUAUUCAACCCAGGCUCAUUCUUAUUACAUACCCCUACAGUAUAUACAAUUCUGGAGAGAGCAAAAUAUGUCCCAGGAGCUAUGUUUUUUUUUGCAGUUUUUGUUUUCGCGAAUCCACCGGAGGCUGCUGAUAUGCUUUUUCAGAUCUCAAAUUUCUCUUGCGAGUGCCAUUCGUGCCUGCUCUUCUAGAGUAAAUCCAUCAGAGGGCACUGUCAACUGACUGACCAACCAACUGACCGAUCCCCUCUCCCUCCUCUUUCGCUAAACCCAACCAAUAGUGUUUUAAAAUGCAUCAAAAGACCAGCUCUCACCCACUUCACUAAACCCAACAGACAGCAUUUUCAAAAGCAAUCCAGAAAAAGAAAAGCCCUAGCGGCAAUCCGAUUUUUACCACGUUUUCAGAUAUUAGCACAUUCUCACCCUGUUAUUUACUUGUUCAUAUUUAUUUUUUGGAUUUGUUUUUGUCUUACCUGCUUUUUGGAACCAUUGUUCACUGGACUUGAAGCUUGUUGUCAUGGUCAACUCCGCUCUGUGUCUCAAGUUCGCCAAUGUACGUGUCAAGUACAAACUGGUAACAGCGGAAAAGUCAUCCAUUCGGUGGUAAGCGGUCAGCUGGUAAGCGCAAAAAGAAACGCCAUCACCGUAGCGUUCGAUUUAAAGAUGAAAUGUAGCCAUACGUAGCUGUGGCUACAUAAUUCGCAAUCUUCAGAAAUAUAUGUAGGGCUACAUUUUUAGAAUGAGCCUAUGUUGGUUUUAUUCAAAGGUAACAUGGCAGAGGGGAGAUUCUCGCUAGAAGGGAUACAGCUGCGAUCAGCAGUUAAUGAGAAUGAAUUAUAUUAUUUAUUAAAUUUCCCAAUAUUUGUAUUUUCUUAAGACCUACCCCAACUCUAAGCCCAACCCUCACAGUAAUGUAAAAACAGUAGUUUCACAAAGAAUUAUUUAUAUUAUUUAUUAAAUUACCCAUUUAAUCGUGUUAUUAACGUCUACCCCUACCCCAGCCCUAAACACAACCCUCACAGUAAUGUAAGGAGAUAUUUUUUAAGGAGACUUUUUAAACCAUUCCUCUCUGCUACAUUUUAUGUGUGAUUGUACCUUUAAUCCUUAUGUAGUUACACAUUUUUAUGAGUUAUCUUCGGUUGAACACACAAGAAGAAAUUUUGAAGAAAGCUGGGAACCAGUAUCCAUCAAAUUCCAUUGAAGUAUACCAUGGAUGGCUAUAAGUUUCCAACGUUUCUCAAAAUAUCGUCCAGAAGGAAGAAACUUAAACAGGUUUGGAACAAGUGAAGGGUGAGUAAAUGAUGACCGAAUUUUUAUUUUUGGGUGAACUAUCCCUUUAAAUGAAGUAUCGGACGUGCAAAACACAGGAAAGCGAAUGUUCUGACACUACUAAGCUGCUACGGGUUCUCAUGGCAAGUACUGUUCUCUACCUUCUCAUCUCAGCAUCCCAGUCAUCUCCUUACUGUUUUAAUUACUGUAACCCAAACGAAGCUACACAUUUGUUUUAUAUAAAAGUUUGAUGUGUGUGAAUAAGUUGUUCAAAAGUAUAUAUUUUGCAUUAUUAAAAUGCUUUCUAAGAGAUUAUAAUUUUUCAUGAAUAAAGGUGGAGUGUGUGAACUGAAGAA
Danio aesculapii is the source of this 5242-nucleotide messenger RNA. It is a transcript of the gene emilin3b, whose product is annotated as EMILIN-3. The record is from RefSeq and is a predicted model, not a curated record. The transcript has 5 exons. Gene Ontology annotation, cellular component: extracellular matrix. Bases 514 to 2895 code for a protein of 793 amino acids. Gene Ontology annotation, molecular function: protein binding. Lineage: Eukaryota; Metazoa; Chordata; Actinopteri; Cypriniformes; Danionidae.